UUUAGAGUAUGUAGUUAUUAUAAGAUAAAACUAUGUUAUUGGUAGAACAGUCAUUUAGGAGACACUGAAAAAUGAAAGGCUAAGAAAAAAGUUUAAAAAUAAAUCAAUAUGUGAAAAUACAUUGGGAAAAUUUAAUAUACUGACAUUUUUGUGUUGUAUAUAUCAAUAACAAGAAUAAGUUUGAACAAGGAAAUAUACAAGAUGGCAACAGGCAGACAAUUAAAUACAGAUAUUCUUUCUGAUGAAAUAUUUGAUAUACUAUGUUCUAUGUGUAAAAAUCAAGGCACAAACACUGAAGCUGGUAAAUUCUGUGUAGAUUGUGAUGAUUAUUUCUGUGAAAACUGUGUCAAAGUUCACAGUCAAGUGCCUUUAUGUGCUGGCCACAAGGUGUUGGAUACUUCUCAGUUCCAGUCAGGAAUCAGCAAAAGUCUGCCGAGGGCACCAACAGAGAGAUGUGACAGACACAGUCAUAAACAUAUUGAUAUGUACUGUCAGAACCACGAUAAAGUCGGCUGUUCUACAUGUAUGGCAGUUGAUCAUAGAUCAUGCCAGGAUACAUUCUACAUACCAGAAUUUAUCCAAAAUAUACAUAUAUAUAAAUCUUACCAAGUUGCUCAAAGAGAAAUUCAAACAAAACUAAAAUCUUUAGCAAACACCCUUGUAGAGCAAGCUGAUAGAUUUACACAAGAUAAACAAAGGCUGCUGAAGAGAAAGGCAGAGUUAUUGGCUGAUAUCAGAAAAUUCCGAAAAGAAAUCAAUGACCAACUUGACAAGCUAGAGAAAAAUUCUGUAGAUGAGAUAGAAGAUAAAGUCAAAUGUCUUGAAGACAAGAUUGAAGAGAGUCUCAAACAGCUACAAGCACAUAAAGCCAAGGUUACAUCAGCUAAUGAUAAAUUAGCAUCUCCAAACCAAAAUCAAGCUGAGGUGUUUGUGUAUGUGCAGAUAGCAGAGGAUGCUGCAAAAGCUGCCAAAAAAUGUAUAGUAGAUACAAGAAUCAACUGUACAUUAAACGACUUCGAGUUUCAUCCUCAUAAUACAUUUCCUAAAGAGCUAGAACAAAAUGAAACCCUUGGCACACUAUCAGAGAAACCUACUUCUUUUCAGAUUAAAGGACAACAAUCAUAUUGUGUAAAAGUUGAGUCUGAUGAACAAGACUGCUAUAUCACAGGUGCCUGCUGUAUGGAAGAUGGUACAAUCAUUUUAGCAGAUAGUUUAAAUAAUAAGCUUAAAAGGUUGCAUAGUUACAAGUAUACAGUCAUAGACUACUGUCAUCUUCCUGCAUAUCCAAAUCAAGUGUGCAUGAUCAAUAACACACAAGUAGCAGUAACUGUGCCAUCAAAACAAGAGGUUCAUUUUGUUUCUCUAGAAGGACAAAUGAAAAGUACAAACAAGAUUAUGACUGAUUUUGAAUGUUAUGGUCUUGCAUACAUAAACAAUAAUUUAUAUAUUUCAGACGGUAACACAUCAGUUUAUAUGUAUACAUUGUCUGGUAGGAAACUUAAACAGUUUAGUAAGACCCAAUCAGGACAAAAGCUGUUCUCAGACAUACGCAGUCUAGCUGUCAGUAAGGAUGGUACAAGGAUUUAUGUUGCUGAUUAUCACAGUGGACUGAUAGUACUGGACAACAAUGGUCAGGUUAUCACCACAUAUAAUGGUGAACAAUUACAGAUAGCUAAUUGUUGUUACAUCACUGAAGCAGGUAGUGUACUGGUAUCUGGAAUUAUUUCUAAUAAUGUUUUACAGUUUACACCUGAUGGUGAACUAAUAGGAGAGGUUAUUGAUGCUCAAAGGGGAAAAGGUGGAAUAUCAUCAGUCAUCUGUAAUCAACAAAUGUCAAGGACAUGUAUCAGCAGAUAUUAUGAUUAUAACAUUGAAGUGUACUAUAUCUGAUUAGAAUAACAUUUUGCCAUCUAAUUAUUUAACAAGAGCCACCGCCGGGCGGGGCAACGCUCG
Ruditapes philippinarum (Manila clam) is the source of this 1953-nucleotide messenger RNA. RefSeq lists its product as uncharacterized. NCBI's taxonomy places the organism in Eukaryota, Metazoa, Mollusca, Bivalvia, Venerida, Veneridae. The coding region runs from base 202 to 1890 and encodes 562 amino acids. Gene Ontology annotation, molecular function: zinc ion binding. The record is from RefSeq and is a predicted model, not a curated record. The transcript has 2 exons.